CGGGCAGCCACCACCGCGGACAGGUCUCGUCCAGGACGGCGCCCCUCGCCCGCCGGCGUCGGACCCGGAGAAGGUCUUCCUCAGUUUUCCUGGAGUGAAGAAUUUGGGGAUGCACACUGGUGAAGGUUUAUAAACACGCCCAGCCACUUUUGCGAGUUACUCUCCUAAAAUGUCGCUGCCAUCUCACACUGCACGUCUUCUUUGGAAGAUUCUGCUGCUGAUAGAAGCCUGGAACAUUCUGGGCCAUGAUGCUCACUUUCUUUGCCUCAACCUCACUGUCAAAUCUCAGGCCAGACCUGGACAGCCCUGGUGUGAAGUCCAGGGCUCAGUGGAUAGAAAGCCUUUCCUUCAGUAUGACAGUGACAGCAACACGUUCAGACCUUUGGGUCUCCUGGGGGAGAAGGUAAACGCCACCAAUGCCUGGACAGACUUGACCCAAACGCUGGGAGAAGUGGGGCAAGAGCUCAGGAUGGUCCUGCCUGUCAUCAGACUGGAGAAGAACAGGACCAGGGGUAUCCCCACCCUGCAGGUCAAACUAUCUUGUCAGCGUGAAGCAGAACAAUGCACUGCUGCGUCCUGGCAGUUCAGCAUCAAUGGACAGACAGCCAUCUUUGACACGAUGAGCAUGAACUGGACAGUCAUUGAUCCCGGAGCCAGAGGGACCCAGGAGGAGUGGGAGAACAGCCAGGACCUGGCAGAGCAUUUCAGGAAGCUCUCAGCAGGAGACUGCAGUCACUGGCUGAGGGAAUUCUUAGAACACUGGGACAAAGUGCUGGAGCCCACAGAACCACCAUUAAAGGCCCCAGAUACCUACCCGUCUUCAUGUAUGUGGAUAAUUGCUGGGAUCAUCCUUUCCAUCUUCAUCGGCUCAGUCGUAAUUGGCACGAUCAUCAUGAAACCUACGAUGAGAAGAAGUACCAGGGAAGCCGAUCCAUCAUCUGAAGCUUCUUCUCUGGGCCAUGAGGAGGUGACAUUAGACCAACCUUUGGUGGCACAACAUGACUCUUGUUGACAGUCUGGCUGCCAAUCUGAUAUGCAAUCUUCUACUCAGAGAGAUUUAGUUCUCGCUACCUUCUUUGGCUGGCUCAACAUGAAAGAUCCCAAUUUUGGAAGAAGAAAAAACACGUGAGACAGAAUGAGCGAGUGAGCCAGAGCCCCGAGUCCCCGGCGCUGCGACCUCGGGGCCGCUCACAGCGGGGCUCCCCCGCACCCGCCAUGGCAGCCGUCGCUCUGUCGCCAAACGGAGAAAAAAAACAAAAAAAGACCCCAAAC
Equus quagga is the source of this 1272-nucleotide messenger RNA. RefSeq names its product retinoic acid early transcript 1E-like. Gene Ontology annotation, cellular component: external side of plasma membrane. Lineage: Eukaryota; Metazoa; Chordata; Mammalia; Perissodactyla; Equidae. The transcript is spliced from 7 exons. Bases 170 to 1012 code for a protein of 280 amino acids. The record is from RefSeq and is a predicted model, not a curated record. Gene Ontology annotation, biological process: antigen processing and presentation of endogenous peptide antigen via MHC class I via ER pathway, TAP-independent; immune response; antigen processing and presentation of endogenous peptide antigen via MHC class Ib.